Molecule: messenger RNA, 2418 nt
Organism: Python bivittatus (Burmese python)
Lineage: Eukaryota; Metazoa; Chordata; Lepidosauria; Squamata; Pythonidae
Source: RefSeq, a predicted model, not a curated record
AAUUCCUGAAGACAACAAUCCCAUUAAUAUGAUUCCAGACUUCUCACACAUAAAACAAGAACCAAUUGACAUAGAUGAUGAUUCAAUCAGCACAAUCUCAGAGGAUACACCUGGAUUUUCAGUGUAUAAACAGGUACCUGGGACAGACAAUCAGAUGACCUUGGAUGAAGCCCAGAAUCACUUUAGAGUUAUUACAGUUAAUGACACAGGAGCAGGAAAGCAUUGGUGUGACAAUGAAGUUAGAGCUCUGAUAAAUAUAUGGUCAGAUGAGGAAAUACAAAAAAUGCUUGAAGGAGCAACAAGAAAUAAAGAAAUAUUUGAGGAGAUUGCCAGAAGGCUAAUGAAAGUUGGAAUAGACAGAGACUGGAAACAGUGUCGUACAAAAUACAAGAACUUAAAAUAUGAGUAUCGAGCGGUACAGAAAGAAAACAAUCAGCUUGGCAGUGCAAGUAGGAAGAUGAGAUUUUACGAAGAAAUUGACUGCAUUUUGAGGAACCAGCCCUCAGAGAUGUUUACAGAAGUUAUUACAGACACAAUACCACUGAGGGUCAAGAGGAAAGCCUCUGAAGAAGAACCCUCACCUAUUCAAUUUAAGAAGAGCACUUCAGAGAAUACAACAAUGCAAUCACAAAGAUGUGUCUCGGAGGGCUUGCAGUCUGUUAUCAAAAACCGAACAACACUUUUAGAGAGAUUUUACAAACAGGAAGAAAUGCAGGAUGUCAGAGGAAAACCACUGGACACUGUCCUUCCCCCCACGCAACAGGCGUCCCGGGCCGCCGCUCCUCUCGCUUCAAUGGCUCCGAUACAUUCAGAACUUAAACUGGGCAAAAAAAUAAACGAGGGAAAAACAAAAGAAGUUUAUGAAUUGCCAACUUACCCGGGAUGUGUUCUGCUGCAAUCAAAAGACCAAAUAACUGCUGGAAAUGCAGCUAGAAAGAACAUCAUGGAAGGGAAGGCUGCAAUCUCAAAUACAACAACAACUUGUGUGUUCCAGUUGCUUCAGGAAUCUGGCAUCAAGACUGCUUUUGUGAGAAAACAUAGCGAUACAGCAUUUAUAGCUGCUCACUGUGAAAUGAUUCCAAUUGAAUGGGUUUGUAGAAGAAUUGCCACUGGUUCUUUCCUGAAGAGAAAUCCUGGUGUUGAAGAAGGCUAUAAAUUUUAUCCACCUAAAAUUGAGAUGUUUUAUAAGGAUGAUGCAGCAAAUGAUCCACAGUGGUCUGAAGAGCAACUCAUUGAAGUUAAGUUUAAGCUUGCUGGCCUUGAAAUCGGACAAACCGAAGUAGAUAUCAUGGCACAGUCCACCCGAGCCAUUUUUGAAAUACUUGAAAAAGCAUGGCAGCCCCAGAAUUGUACGCUAGUGGAUUUGAAGGUUGAGUUUGGGGUUAAUGUAGCCACAAAAGAAAUUGUCCUUGCUGAUGUCAUUGAUAAUGAUUCUUGGAGAUUGUGGCCAUCUGGGGAUAGAAAACAACAAAAGGACAAACAGUCUUACCGUGAUCUCAAAGAAGUGACUCCUGAAGCACUGCAGAUGGUGAAAAGAAACUUUGAAUGGGUGGCUGAAAGAGUGGAGCUGUUAUUGAAACCACAGAGUCAAGGCAGAGUGGUUGUCCUCAUGGGUUCAACCUCAGAUCUUGGUCACUGUGAAAAAAUUAAGAAGGCAUGUGGCAGUUACGGUGUGCCUUGUGAAUUACGAGUGACCUCUGCUCACAAAGGACCGGAUGAGACACUGAGGAUCAAAGCAGAAUAUGAAGGGGAUGGGAUUCCCACAGUGUUCGUUGCAGUGGCUGGUAGAAGCAAUGGCCUGGGACCCGUAAUGUCUGGAAACAGUGCUUAUCCCGUUGUCAAUUGUCCUCCACUCUCAGCAGAUUGGGGUGCCCAGGAUAUAUGGUCAUCUCUGAGAAUGCCUAGUGGUCUUGGCUGUUCCACAAUUCUUUCGCCUGAAGGUGCUGCCCAAUUUGCUGCUCAGAUUUUUGGGUUGAAUGACCACUGUGUAUGGGCCAAGCUGCGAUCAAACAUGCUGAAUACAUGGAUCUCCCUAAAACAGGCUGACAAAAAAAUGAGAGAGUAUACUUUAUAGAUGAAUUCCUAAACCACUGUUUCAUUUUGGCUUCCAGAAUUUGAUGGCAUAUCAUUCCUAGAAUAAGGAUUUACUAAUGGGAAACUAUUUCUAAUCUAUUUUAUGGUAAAGAGUAUCAGGUGAUCUCUGUGUUCCAAGCAACUGUAGGCAACUAAUCUCGUGUUUUCUAGAAACAGUAUAACUUAAAAGCAGAGUUAUAUGCGUUAACAUAGAAUAGAUCUUACUGAUCCAUCAUGACUGGCCAUUUAAAAGAAAUCUUACCUGUCUUGACUUGUAAUCCUGUACAGAAUAUGCCCAUAUAGUGAUUCUCCUAACAUUUAUAUUAAAGCUAGCAAUGACAUUAA